AUGGCAAAGCAGUACGACUCGGUGGAGUGCCCUUUUUGUGAUGAGGUGACCAAAUAUGAGAAGCUCGCUAAAAUCGGCCAAGGCACCUUCGGGGAGGUGUUUAAGGCAAAGCACCGCAAGACCGGCCAAAAGGUGGCCCUGAAGAAGGUACUGAUGGAGAACGAGAAAGAGGGGUUCCCCAUUACAGCAUUGCGGGAGAUCAAGAUCCUCCAGCUUCUAAAACACGAGAAUGUGGUCAACUUGAUUGAGAUCUGUCGAACCAAAGCUUCCCCCUAUAAUCGCUGCAAAGGCAGUAUAUACCUGGUGUUUGAUUUCUGCGAGCAUGAUCUUGCCGGGCUGCUGAGCAACGUCUUAGUCAAGUUCACACUAUCUGAGAUCAAGAGGGUCAUGCAGAUGUUGCUUAACGGCCUCUACUACAUCCACAGGAACAAGAUCCUGCACCGGGACAUGAAGGCGGCUAACGUGCUCAUCACCCGCGAUGGGGUUCUGAAGCUGGCGGACUUUGGGCUGGCCCGGGCCUUCAGCCUGGCCAAGAACAGCCAGCCCAACCGCUACACCAACCGUGUGGUGACCCUCUGGUACCGGCCCCCAGAGCUGUUGCUCGGGGAGCGGGACUACGGCCCCCCCAUUGAUCUGUGGGGCGCUGGGUGCAUCAUGGCGGAGAUGUGGACCCGCAGCCCCAUCAUGCAGGGCAACACGGAACAGCACCAGCUCGCCCUCAUCAGCCAGCUCUGCGGCUCCAUCACCCCUGAGGUGUGGCCAAAUGUGGACAAGUAUGAGCUGUUUGAGAAAGUAGAGCUGGUCAAGGGCCAGAAGCGGAAGGUGAAGGACAGGCUGAAGGCCUACGUGCGAGACCCCUACGCGCUGGACCUCAUUGACAAGCUGCUGGUGCUGGAUCCCGCCCAGCGCAUCGACAGCGACGACGCCCUCAACCAUGACUUCUUCUGGUCCGACCCCAUGCCCUCGGACCUCAAGGGCAUGCUGUCCACCCACCUGACAUCCAUGUUCGAGUACCUGGCACCUCCACGCCGGAAGGGCAGCCAGAUCACCCAGCAGUCUACCAACCAGAGCCGGAAUCCCGCCACCACCAACCAGACGGAGUUUGAGCGCGUCUUCUGA
Messenger RNA from Rangifer tarandus platyrhynchus (Svalbard reindeer), 1119 nucleotides. Lineage: Eukaryota; Metazoa; Chordata; Mammalia; Artiodactyla; Cervidae. The record is from the annotation of a GenBank genome assembly.